GCCGCUCUCUUGUGGCUCGUGCCGUCCCUUUCUCUCUCUUUAUCUCUUACUUUGACCGUCUCGGUGGCAGCCACUCACCGCCGGCGACGUGGCGAGACCCCGUUGGCGGCCGGUGACGGCCGGCUCCGCACGAGCAACUGAGCAGAGGGAGAGGGGGAGGAGGGGUGGGCCCCACACUCUUCCCCCUCACCUGCUCACUCUUUCCCUCUCCCGGACGGCCUCGGACGGCGAGUUGGGCUGUGCAGAAGCUGACGUGGCACCGGCUGGCGGGAAAUGGCGGAAUAUUUAAAGCCUCGGCAUCGCUCCCUGGGUUUCCCCUCUCUUUCUCUUCUUUGUUGAUGAUGGCUCCCUCUUUGUGAUUGUUUCUCCGGUGGUUUACGAUUCUCCGGCGAGACGAGACGGGAUGUCGUCGGCGUCCUCCACCUCCGAGGACGAGACGGAGGACGGAGGCGCGAGGGGCGCCGAGUCGUCGUCGCGAAGGCGGGGCUCGUCCUCGGCGUCGACGCGGAGGAGGGCGAACGGUGUCUGGCCCGAGCCGUUUCUCGAGUCGCUCGCAGUCCGGGUCGCCACGGACGCGGCUCGGUCAGGCGGCCGGCUCGCCGCCGGCUACGCCCUCGCCAACAUCUUCCAGGUUUGCUCCCAAUGGAGAGCAAUAUCUGGUUCCGAAUUGCUGUGGCAGGCCCUUCACCGCCGGAUAUGGGGCAUGAGCCGUCGAUCCCAUGCGACUUGGCAUGACGAUUACGUUUAUCGCCACCGGACGGCGCUCAACUUCCACAUCGGCCGCGCGACGUAUACGCCCCUUGAGCUCGCCGGAAACACCGACGGCGCAAACCGGAGGAACACAUGUCUGCGAGUGGCACUGUCCGAUGCUUACUUGGCCUGCGGCUUCUUGGAUGGGUCGGUCCGGGUCUUCGACAUGGGCUCGAACCACUGGGUAAGUAGGUUCAGGCCAACGAACCCAGACAGGCUCGGUCCCUUCUCCCAUAGCAUCUCCGGUAUCGUCUUGAGGGGCAACAAUGUUAUAUUCGCCUCCCUCGACGGCAACGUCUGCGUGGGCAUGAUCCCUGGCCGGAACUCCCGCCUCGCGCACGUCGGCAGCGUCUACGACGACGGCCUUCUGAUCGAUUUCGCUGGCUGCAGCCGGUGGUGGAUUGGACUCUUCUCCGGCGCCCCCGGCCGGGCCUUCCACAUAUGGAACGGCGUCACAGAGGAGAUCAGCUUCAUAGGUGGCGGCCUUACUGACCCCGAAGCGGUCCUCGGCUGGCAAUUGCUGACGGAGCCGCAGCCGAACCAUCGGCUUGGACGCGUUAGGGUCGCCGACGAGCAUCUAGCAGUGGCGGUGACGGCGUCGAAGGCUGUCGUCCUUGAUUUGCAGCACGGCGGAUUCGUGCUCAGUGAAGAGGAGCCCGAGGAGGGCAUUGUUGUUGACUCACUGGACGUCCAAGGGGAUCGGUGCUUGAUGGUUUACGCCAAUGGCGUGGCGAAGGUGGCGAAGGUGAGGGGCAUGGAAGAGGUCUGCAGCUUCUAUCUUGGGGAUAUAGACGUUGCCCAAGUCAAGAUCUUGUGCAGCUUGAACAGUGGCUACGCUUUUACCUCCAUUGAUGGAACCAUCAGCGUGUGGGAUGCGGAGGCUGGUGAAUUUCUCUAUGAUCUGGAGUUUGGGAUCGACGACGGGACGGAUUUGGUGGCCGACGACGAGCAUGUCGCCGGGUGCUCGGCCAGCACGGGCGUGCAUCUCUGGGACUUCAGAGCCCUGUUUUAAGAGCUGCCUGUUCUCGGCAUCAGAUUGGAAAAUGUGAGCCAAGAUCUUGAAAUCGGCUGUAGCUCAUGAACUUGAUCGUGUUUCUUUUGAUGCCUAAACAUGCGGCUAGCGCUGCUAAACAAGGGAAAAGAGAACUAAGAAUGCUGCUGCUGCUGCUUCAAGGCGCCAAUUAUUAGGGUUUCAUACAUUAUGUUGGUGUUUUCCUUUUUUUUGUUAGAACCGGAGCAUGACACCUUUUCGUUUUAGUGCCGUGGGGAAGAUUGUAUCUAAAAGAUUAAGCAGACAUGAUUCUUUAGGAUGUCAUGAGGUUUUUGGUUUUCUGGCUGUGGGGAAGAACAUGUAGGGACUAUUUCUUUUGUUGGUUGUACUUGACUCGGGGAAGAAGUUUUGUAACCAAGGGUGCAGGUUUGCGCCAUCUAUUCUCAUCCGGAUUAUGCUUUCUUGCUUCUUUCUGCACCUACUCUCCUUGUAUUGACUAGUUAUUCAAUCA
This is a messenger RNA of Nymphaea colorata (pocket water lily), 2252 nucleotides long. RefSeq names its product transcriptional regulator STERILE APETALA. Gene Ontology annotation, cellular component: preribosome, large subunit precursor. The transcript has 2 exons. Gene Ontology annotation, molecular function: protein binding. The record is from RefSeq and is a predicted model, not a curated record. The coding region runs from base 404 to 1762 and encodes 452 amino acids. Lineage: Eukaryota; Viridiplantae; Streptophyta; Magnoliopsida; Nymphaeales; Nymphaeaceae.